This is a messenger RNA of Tyto alba (common barn owl), 5104 nucleotides long. RefSeq names its product chromosome unknown C15orf39 homolog (gene PRMT2IP). Lineage: Eukaryota; Metazoa; Chordata; Aves; Strigiformes; Tytonidae. The record is from RefSeq and is a predicted model, not a curated record.
AAUGCAGGCUGCCGGCCGAGCGGGGCAGCGGCAGCCGGCGCCCCCAUCCCGCCGCCGAGCCCCCCGCCCGGCCCCGUAGAGAUGCUCCGGGGGGAGGCACCCGCAGGAAGGCCAGCUCAGCUCUCCCGUUGCACACCCCGGUCGGGACGUAUAGAUGGCCUCGAAACGGCACUUGGAGUCUCUGGACCCCGUGAUUUUCAACAAGCUACCUCGGUUGGAGACAGAGCCUGCUGCCGGCUUCCCCUCUGGCCUCUGCAAAUCCAGCCCCGUGUCCAACCCUGGCUCCGAAAACCAUUUCAACUACAAGGGCUCCUACUUUGCCUGCCCCCCGUGCCAGGGCGAGGGGCCGCUGGCGAGCUGCCUGCUGUACCCACCCGAGAGCCUGGGGCCCGGGCUGCAGCCCCUGGGCGCCGAAAAGGGCAAGGACAGCCUGAUGCGGGAGCUGCUGAUGGCGAGGGAGAAGUGGACCAGCCCGCCGCCGGCUCCGGGACACCCCUUCCCGGUGAAGAAGCCGGUGGCGGUGAACAAGGCGGCCCCCCUGGCUGUCCCCAAGCCGGUGUACAGAGCCCCGGUGUGCUUUUUGGACCCCAGGAUGGCUCUGCCGCUGGGACCCCGGGCGGAGAGCCUGCAGCAGAGGCCGGGGGAUGCGGACUGGGCUCUGCCUGCCGCCACCCCCGCCAGCCACCCUCUCCACCCCGGUGAGCCACGGCGGCACCCGGCUGCACAAGGAGGGGUCCCCACUGCCGACCCCAGCCUCCCGCCUCUGCACCCCGGCCUGGCGCUGCCCGCCAAGGAGAAGGUGGGCUCCCCCAUUGCCUUCUCCCCCUACUAUGUCGCCUUUGAGAAAUACAGGGGCCCCCCUGGCACCCCUUUCCUGGAAGCCAGCUGCCCCGCCGCCCACAGCCAGAGGAAGGUCCCCGAGGUCCCCAGCCUCAGCCCGGACCCCUGGCCCAAGCUCCAGCCGCCCGCCGCCAGCCCGGCGUACCGGGAGAGGCCGGCGGUGUGCUACCCGCACACCCACUACCCGCUGCCCCUCCAUAAAGCUGCCCUCCUCUACCCCCCGCCAGCUCCCACCGUGGAGGCACAGCCCAGCGCCCUGCCCGGCGCCUACAAAGGCUUCGGCUUCGCGGGAAGCGAGGAGCCCUUUCCCAGCUCUUACCUUAAGCCCCAAGCCCCAAGGACCUACUUUCCCAGUCCCUUGGACACCUACGUGCCGAGGGCAGCCGGCGCCGGCGCCGUGGCAUCACCACCCGCCAAGUCGGCGGCACUGCCGAGGGAUGCCGAGCCGCCGCGGCGAGCCGGCUGCUUGCCGAGCCCCGGUUUUGCCUUCAUCCCCAGCGACGCGGCCGUAUUCGGCACCUCCUUCGCCGGCACGAAGCCCGGCUACGAGCGGCACCAGGCGGAAAGUCCCCGGCAGGCGAGCGGCGGCGAGGCCCAACAGCGCUUUCCAACCCGUCUGCGCCCCAGAGAAGGUGCCCGGGGGCUCCGGUGGGCUGGCAGAGACUUUUCUCAAAGAAGAAGGGGGCUGGGUGAAACCCAGCCAUGGGGAGCAGCAGCCCCCGUACCCGGGGAGGAGAACGGCCUAGCUCGGCCCCUCAGGAGACCCCCCAUGGGGGACCACCGUCUCCCGUCAUCGGGGAAGGGAGAUGACUGUAAGGUCAAGGACGAAGCAAAAGAGCCUAUCCCCUCUUCUCCGCCUGCCUCCCCCCCAGAGAGCCUGAAAGACCGGAGGGAUGGCAAGGUUUCCCCUUCCUCCCCACCCAUGCCAGUGAUCAACAAUGUCUUCAGCCUGGCACCUUACCGAGCCUACCUGGAGGGGACCGAGGGCUCAGCCCAGGUCCCCUUCUGCAGGGAGCAUCCGCGGGGGGACACCCCACCCCAAAACAGGGGGGGCAGCCAGGAGCCCGCUGCCCUCGGAGACAUCUCGGAGAUGUCCAGCCUGCUGCCGGUGGGGACGGCAGCCGGCCAGGCGCUGAAGAUGGGCAGCGUUGCCGUCCAGAGCCAAGGGGAAAGCUGUUACAGAAGGGUCCCCAAAAAGCCAAAGCUUGUGCCCCGCGACUCAGGGUCUCGGCAGAGCAGCCCUGGUGGGGUGGGGAAUGGGGAGCCGGCCCCCGAGGACACGGUGCUGGACCUCAGCUUGAAGAAGAGACUGGUGAAAGCCAGGGAGACGCAGGGACCCGUCGGCCGACCGGACAGGGAGGAUGUGGAGGAGGAGAAAGAGGGGCCAGAGGGGAAGGUGGGGGUGGGAGAAGGGGCCAAGCCCCAGGCACUGCCCUUGCUGCUCGAGGUGGGCUCUGGGGACAAGAGCAACUUCCAAAGCUCAGCCACCUUCAUGUUCAAAAAAUACAAAAUCCUGCGCUCCCUCCCGCCCAGCACCGUGCCCCCCCGGCAAGCCGGCAGCCCCCGCACCCCCCAGCCCAGCCCGCCACCACCGGCCCCCUCCAGCAGCAUCCCCACCCCUCCGCCACGGACCCCCCCUGCCCCCCUGCCCGCCAGCAGCCCCCCAGCCCCCCAGCCUGGUCCCCAGCCCAGCACCUCCUCCCUGCGGGGGGCUCACCCGGCCCGGCUGCAGCCCCCGCUGCCCGAAGCCCCCGGCACACCGGGAGAGGAGAGCGUCUCGCUGCCGGGGCUGUGCGAGGCCCCUGGCCCGCAGACCUCCGCCGGGCAGUAUUUCACCACCCUGCACACCUGGCUCUGCGACGUUAUUUCGUGCUCGGUGUCCAGGUCCUCCCCGGAGCUCCUGCAGGAGUGGUUGAAGAAGGCAGAGCCGGCGGAGGAGCUCGGAGAGGUGCCCAGAUCCCCGCCCAAGCCCAAGAACGGCUCCAGAAUCCCCGAACCUCAGAAGCCCACCAAAGGCAAGGAGAUCUGGCUGGCUUUCCAGGACGUGGCCGCCCUCCUCACCAACCUGCUCUCUCAGCUCGAGACCUUCAUGUUCGCUCGCAAGUGUCCUUUCCCCCACGUAGUCCGGGCAGGGGCCGUCUUCAUCCCCAUCCACGUGGUGAAGGAGAAGCUCUUCCCCAAGCUCCCCGGGGCCUCGGUUGACCAAGUGCUGCAGGAGCACAAGGUGGAGCUGCGUCCCACCACGCUCUCCGAGGAGCGGCACUUGAGGGACCUGGAGCUGAAGAGCUGCAGCUCACGCAUGCUGAAACUCCUGGCGCUCAAGCAGCUCCCCGACAUCUACCCGGACCUGCUGAACCUCCACUGGCACGACUCCAUCAGGCAGCAGCUCGGCUCAAGCUCGCAGGCUGCCCAGCAUCCCUCCAAGUAACCCUGGCAUGGAGGCGCUGAAAGCUGAUGGCAAAGCAACAGCCAUGGACAGCACGAAGGAAACGGAGGCGCUAAGGAAUGUGUCCCGGGCCACCCGCCCGCGGGGAGGGGAAAGGGAAGGUCCCCCUCGUCCCCAGAGCGGGGUCCCCUCCGACCUGCGGGGAGAUGCUCGGCUCCCACCGCCUGCUCCACCCGAGGACGGGGACAGGUCCUGCUGGGAUGCUGGUGCCUGGAGGCCACGGGCACCGCAGGGAUCCUCCGAGAACGACGCUCUUGGGGUGGAGAACAGCAGCGGGGACGCUGCAGGGAUGGUCGGCGUACCCGGGCCCACGGCGACGGGCUCGAGCCCCCCACGGCAGCUGGAGCUGCAUUUCUUUUAAUACAUCAUCUUCUAGUGCAUCUCCUACCUCCGGCCAGGCUGCAGCCAGUGAACUGGGAUGGCAUGGCUGGAAUUCCAGUGGAGCUGGAGGGCUGGAGCAGCGUUUGUACUCGCAAGAGGAGCAUGGAAAUGGCCACACCGCCGUCCCCCGCCUUGGGGAAAGGCUGGCUGCUGCAGGGAUGGUUUACCACGUCCCCUCCUCUCUCCUCUAACUCACCUCUCCUGCUUUAUACACGCCGUUCCCAAUAAACGUACCUUCCUCCUGGUUUUUAAUCUUCAAAGUGCUACAGAGACUUAACACAACAUUAAGGGCCAAGGGAAUCACGACUUCUGUAGUUACAGGAUUGACUUUUUUGUUGUCUUAAAUGAAGACAUUUUAAAAAUGUUACAAAUUCACCUUUAUAAGGAGCUGCUGCCUUCAGGUUAUGUGGGUUGGUUUUGUUUUGUUUUGCGUUUUUUGUGGUUUGGUUUUUUGUUUUUUUUAAUAGUAAUUUAUACCUUUUUUUUUAUUUAAACUCACGUCUUCACCUGUUUACUGUGCUGGACCGAGGCAGUGGGAGCAAUGCUGUUCAGGCUGAGAGCUUCAGUCCUGACUGUAGCUGAAAAAGGCUGCCAGGAAGGUUUAAAGGCCGUUCAAGAAAACCAAACCAAUUUCCAAGCCAGAUCCCAGCCGUCCCAAAGGAGAACGUGGGAGAUGCACGUUUGGGGGGACAACCUUGAUGGAGACCUGGCGACCCUGGUGUGACCAGAGGGGCAGGAGAGGGGAGCGAUGCUGCGAGACCUUGGAAGGAGAGAUCCUUUCCAUCCUGCGGGCACCAAGAGGUUGACGGGCAUCCCAGGGGGGGAUCCCGGCAGCUGAGGACGGACAGACUCCCCCUCGCCCGAUCCGCAGCAGAGGCCUUACAAACUCAACGCUCAGGGGUUUUUCCAGCGGAUGCAGGGCAUGGAGGAACAAAACGAGGAUUACUAUUGUUAUUAUUUUUUAUUUCACUACAGGAGAUAUUUAUUUUAAACUAAAAAACUAAGAAAACAGAGGGAAAAACAAACAAACAAAAAAUACAAACCUACCCAAGCCGUACCAUAGACUCUUGGCCGAAAGGUGUGUUUGCCGGCCUGGGGAGGCAGCAGCUGCUGCCGCCGUGUUUUCUGUGGGUGCCUUUCUGGUUUUCCACUGGGAUGUACUGGGGGAUGGGGCAGGGGGGAUGCUACUGUUCUCCUCGCUCUUCCUUGCCGUGCCGUGUCUGUGCAUAGCGCUGUAAAGCCGUUCGGAAAGCAGUGUUUGUUAAUAAUAUUGCAAUUUAUAUAUAUAUAUAUAUGUGUGUGUGUAUAUAUACAUAUAUAUAUAUAUAUAUAUAAGGUUCCAGGGAAGAAAGUUCCUUCAUCUUAUUUAAUAUUUUGUAAGAAUAUGAAUUUUAAGAGGUGCCUCUCCUGAUUAAAAGGGUCUGGCUCAUUUCCAAA